AUUCUUGAGAGACACCGGAGGCGUCGAGUUAAAUAGUUCAGUCGAAGAGGCGCAUUUCAUCUGAAAACCUAUAACACUGGAAGAAUCAGCAUGGCCGAGCAAAGGCUGAUGUUUAUAGAUAUUGAACCGAAGUCAAACAGCUCCGCUCCUGCUGAAGGCAGAGUCGAGAAAUCCCUCUGGACUCGUAGUGACAACAGCUUCAGAUUCAGCUUCUUCACUGACAACUCUCCAGCACUUCAGGAGAGAACAUCUCCAUCAGAAGGGACCGAGCCUGCACAGAGCCAGAUAUCGUUUACUGGACAGGGCUCUGCUUUUGCCUUCAGUUUCCAAAUCCCCAGUCUUCCACCUGCACAAGACAUGGAGACAGCAGAGACCCCAGACAUGUCUUCUCCUGGAAGCCAACCGUGUGUCCAAGAGGAAAAACCUUCCUCACUCCAGGAGGUUAACUCUCCACCUGAACUGUCAGUGCAAUCUAAGGCAAAGAAGAAGAAGAAGAAAUCUGGGAAGAAACAAGCCUCAGAUACCACUGAGGCACCACAGAAACCAGCUGAGGAGAGUCAAGGAGGUGAAGACACAGAAGACACAGAGCUGAGUGCGGAGGAGCAGCUGAACAGACAGCUGGACUGGUGCAUCGAGCAGCUGGAGCUUGGAUUGAGAUCCCAGAAGGGCACACCAAAACAGAAGGAGGAGGCCUCUCGUGCCCUGAAGACUCUACGUAGCUCCAAAGCUCCCCUGGUCAAGAAGAGGCAGGUGAUGAGAGCCAUGACUGGAGAGUAUAGGAAAAAAAUGGAAGAAGAGAAGAAGAAGCAGUUCAAGCUCAUUCAGAGUGAAAUUGCAUCAGCUCAGGUCAAGGUUGUGUCAGAUUCCCAUAAGAAGUCGGUUUUCCACCGAAAAGCUAAAGUCAAAACCCAGACCCCGGCCACAGAAGAGAACCCGCAGCAAACUGAAGCCCAGGAUACGGACCUGACACCACAGACUCAGGAGGAGACACCUGCUCUUGUCUUUAUACCAUCAAAGGAAGAGUUUUGCUUCAAUUUUCUCUAAUUUCUAACCCUGAAGACAAACUUUUCUCCAUCGGUUUUGUUGAGCUGUGCCUGGACAGUCUGGUCUGAGCUGGAUAUUCUUUAUGAUAGAAGCAAUGAAAAGCACACAACACGAGGUGCUGCAAUGGGAAUAAUGGGAGAAAAACUGUUUCACUCUCAGUGCCAAUAUUCAAAACCCUUAACUGGUUGCUGCUUGU
Toxotes jaculatrix (banded archerfish) is the source of this 1240-nucleotide messenger RNA. It is a transcript of the gene c21h8orf33, whose product is annotated as chromosome 21 C8orf33 homolog. The record is from RefSeq and is a predicted model, not a curated record. The coding region runs from base 91 to 1044 and encodes 317 amino acids. NCBI's taxonomy places the organism in Eukaryota, Metazoa, Chordata, Actinopteri, Toxotidae. The transcript is spliced from 6 exons.